AUUUAACUAAUAUUAUGUAAAAAAGCAAUCUAAAUAAGAAUUAAGGUUGUUUAUGUUUUGGGAAGAAACAAAAAGGAGAAUUUCCAAAAACGUUUAAGAAAUCUGGCAAAAUUCUUAAAAAAUAUAAAGAUAAUAAUUUAGAUGUAAUAAUUUUAGAUUUCUUUAGAUUUAAGAUGAAGCUAUCUUAGAAGUGAUGAUUAGAUUAUAUAUUUCUGAGAACAAAGGAAAAGCUAUUGAAAUGCUUUAAAGAUGCCGUAUAAAUCCAAAUUUUGAAGCAAAUCUAAUUAGAAACGAUUUAGAAUAUUUUAUUCCUUAACUAAUAAAUUAUUUAGUGUUUCACUAGCAACUUUCAGAUGAAAAAUUAAUCUCUUUCAUUAAUUAAGCAUCAAAAAUUGACUUUUUUUUUGCUCAUCUUGUUUACUUCCAAUUAAAAAGUUUAUCUUAGAUUGUUGCUCAUAAUAACAAAGUAGAACUUAAAAUAGUUUAAAAGUUUGUUUAAGAAUUUGAAGAAAAGAUGUCUUAAAAUUAUUUAGGCAAUUUAUUAAUAGCAACAUAAUUUUUAAAGAUUCACCUUGAGGAUUCUUAAUAAAGUUCUUCAUUAAAUAAAUCCAUAUCAUCUUUACCUAGUAAAAAAAUUAAAUAAGAGGUUUAUUAAGGAUCUAUAAGAAUAAAAUCAUUUAAAUAAAUUGAAAUAGUAAAACUUUAUGGAACAAGUGCAUGGGAAAAAUAAAUAUCAGAUAAAAGUCCAUCAUAAUAUUUACUUAGAAAUUAUGAAGAUAUUGUAUUAGAUGAUUAUAACUCUAUUUUUAAUAAAGAUGAAGAUUUUAAACCUAUAGAUACUGCAUUUCUAUCUAAUAUAGCUUUCUGGAAUGAUAUUACUAAUAUUUGUGAGGAAUUGUCCAAAUCAAAUACUAAAACAUUAUAUUUACAAAGUUUAUUAAAUAAAAUGAAUGCUAAUUUACCAGCUGCAGUUUAUGUACCUUUUGUUAAGAAUUCAAUUAGAAGUUAUGCUGUUUUAAAUAUAGUUUCUAAAGAAAGUAGAGUAUUUUCGACAAAAAUGAGAAGUCCUUAUAGUUUAACACUUGAAAUCUAUAGACCUGAAAUAGAAGGAAAUUAUAAUGAAUAAUAAAUUCUAGAUAAAUAAAUGUCCUUAGCUAUUAAAGCUAAUGUAAAUUAUAAAAUCAUAUUUAUAGAUGAUAAAAACUGAUAAUAAUAACAACUAUUAAAGUUAAUCUAUAAUUUAAGAAGAAUAAAUUUCUUAGCUCAAUAGAACAUUUUCUCUUGCAGAAGCUCAAACUACAUUUAAUAAUGAAUUUUAAAAUAUUAAAUUCUACUAAUUUAAUUAUUUUAAUAAUGAGUAAGAGUCUGAUGGAAUUGGAUUAUUUUAUAAUAAUCGAGAGAUUAAUAACACUAAUUAAGAUCAAGAAUAAAGUGAUUAAGCGAUAGAUUAAUAGCUAAUAAUAUAAUAGCCAUCAAUUUUAAAUUAAACUGAUUAUUUAUUAAGUGAUAAUAGAAGUUAAUAAAAUAACAAUGAACGAAUGUCUUAAUAAUUAAAUUAAAGCAAACUAGAAACGAGUUCAUUUAAUAGUAAUGUAAGUUAUUUAUAGGAUGGAAAAGGAUUAAUAUUAUCUUAAGAAGAAUAUUUAGAAAUUAAAUAAACUAUUUUUGGUGAAAAUUCUUUAGCUUAACAAGAAAGAAUUAAAAAAUAAAGUCCAUUUUAAACUUUAAAAUCUUGGAAAUUAGUUCAUUUGAUAAUAAAAACAGGAGAUAAUUUAAAGUAAGAAUAAUUUGCUUUAUAAUUAAUUUGUUAAUUUGAUUAAAUAUUUAAAAAAGAAGGUUUACCAUUAUAAUUAAGAUAUUAUGAAGUAUUAUCAUUAGGACCUGAUUGUGGAAUGAUUGAAAUGAUUAAAAAUGCAACUACUAUUGAUAGUUUGUAAAAGAAUCUUCAAAAGAAAUUUACUUAAUUUAGUGAUUUCUCUGAUUUUUUUCGUUCUUUUUUUAGAAAUAAUAUUGGAUAAGCAUUAUAAAAUUAUGUUUAAUCACUUGUAGCAUAUUGUUUAGUUUGUUAUUUUUUAUAAGUUAAAGAUAGACAUAAUGGAAAUAUAUUAUUAGAUGAUGAAGGUCAUUUGAUUCAUAUUGAUUUUGGAUUUUUUUUAUCAAUAGCACCUGGUAAAGGAAUGGAAUUUGAAGGAAAAGUGCCUUUUAAAUUAUUAUCAGAUUAUAUAAAAGUAUUAGGAGGUGUUAAAGGAAAAUUGUUUUAAGAUCAUUUUAGAAAGUUAUUUUACAAGUUUAUUAUGUUUUAAUUAUUAGAGGAUUUAAAGCAUGUUAAAAACAUUAAAAUGAAAUAUUGUUAUUAGUAGAAAUGAUGUUUACUGGCCAUGGUACAACAUUACCUUGUUUUUAAAAAGGUGAGAUUGCUUUAAAAGAGUUGGAAAAUAGAUUCAACCCAAAAGUAGCGUCUGAUGCUGAAUUAUUUGUUUAUGUUUAAGAAUUAAUUAAUAAAUCAUUAGAUAAUUGGAGAGCUAGAUGGUAUUAAUCAAUAUAAAUUUUAGGUAUGAUAAAUUUUAAUAUUUCGCAUAAGGAAUAUUUUAUUGA
This is a messenger RNA of Paramecium sonneborni, 2595 nucleotides long. Lineage: Eukaryota; Ciliophora; Oligohymenophorea; Peniculida; Parameciidae. The record is from the annotation of a GenBank genome assembly.